AUUUCUUCUUCUUCCUUCCAACAACCUCUACAAGUCUCGCUGCUGUUCUCCUCUUCUUCUUCCUCAACGCAAGACUUCACAUUUGGCCCAUCUGUUCCGCGAUGGAUCUCUCAGCCUCCUCCUCUUCUUCUUCCGACCGUUUCUCACGUCGCGCCGCCGUCAUCAUCCGCCAUCUCGGCCAGAAUCCGGCGAAAGGUUUCCCACCGCUCGAGCUCUCUCCUUGUAUCAGCUAUUCACCGCCGGAGAGCUCCGAAAAUGUGAGUUUGGACGCCAGGGAGUUGCGGCGGCUCUUAGACGGCCACGAUGUGGAGGCGAGGGACUGGGUUUUUCGACUCAUGGAAGAGAGCUCGCUGUUCUGCCCCCGACGGCGGGGCGGAAAUCAGGUGUUCGUAGCGCCGGAUUACAACCAAUCGAUGGAGCAGCAGAGAGAGAUUACGAUGAGCAGGAUCCAGUUUCUUCUCCAGCACGGGGUGUUCAAUGGAUGGCUGACUGGUUCGGGGGCGGAUUUGGAGAUGAGGAAGUUUGCCUUGCAGGAGUGCCUGGGAUUAUACGAUCAUUCGCUGUCUGUUAAGCUUGGCGUUCAUUUCUUUCUGUGGGGUGGGGCAAUACAAUUUUUUGGCACUAAACAUCAUCAUGACAAGUAUUUGAAGGAUACUGAAAAUUAUCUUAUCAAGGGUUGUUUUGCCAUGACUGAGUUGGGGCAUGGAAGCAAUGUACGAGGAAUUGAGACAAUGGCAACCUAUGACACAAUCACACAAGAAUUCAUCAUUAAUACUCCUUGUGAAUCAGCUCAGAAGUAUUGGAUUGGUGGUGCUGCUAUGCAUGCUACACACGCAAUAAUCUUUUCUCAGCUCCAUAUUAAUGGUACCAGUCAAGGUGUCCAUGCUUUUAUAGGUCAGAUCAGAGAUGAAAAUGGAAAUAUAAUGCCGAAUAUCCGCACUGCUGAUUGUGGCCAUAAGAUUGGUUUGAAUGGAGUUGAUAAUGGACGAAUAUGGUUUGACAAUCUUCGAGUUCCUCGGGAGAACUUGCUGAACGCCGUUGCUGAUGUGCUACCGAAUGGACAGUAUGUAAGCGCGAUAAAAGACCCUGACCAGAGAUUUGCAGCGUUGUUGGCCCCAUUGACAUCUGGUCGUGUCACCAUCGCUGCCAAUGCUGCUUAUGUAUCAAAGAUGGCUUUAGCAAUUGUUGUGAGAUAUUCUCUCACUAGACGAGCAUUUUCUGUUUCACCAAACGAGCCUGAGACUUUACUUCUGGAUUAUCCUAGUUAUCAGCGGCGCCUUCUGCCACUCAUUGCGAAGACAUGUGCAAUGAGCAUUGCUGCCAAUUACCUGAAGGAGAUAUAUGUAAAUAAAUCUCCCGAUACAAAUAAGAUAAUUCAUGUAUAUUCCAGUGCUUUCAAGGCAGCAUUUACCCGGCAAAACAUGAAGACACUUCAGGAGUGUCGUGAAGCCUCUGGUGGACAAGGCUUAAAGACAGAAAACCGUAUCGGGAUACUAAAAGGUGAAUUCGAUGUGCAGUCGACUUUUGAGGGAGACAACAAUGUGCUCAUGCAGCAGGUUAGCAAAGCACUACUAUCAGAAUAUUUAUCAGCUCAAAAGAAGAAACAGCCAUUUAAAGGGUUGGGUUUGGAGCACAUGAAUGGUCCUUCCCCAGUUAUUCCAGCUAAUCUGACUAACCAUGCACUUAGGAGCAUUGAAUUCCAGAAUGAUGUUUUCUGUUUACGAGAGAGAGAUCUGCUGAAACGCUAUGCUGCCGAAGUCUACCAAUAUCAACAUCAAGGAGAAAGUAGAGAAAGUGCAGUCCUUCUGAGCUAUCAACUUGCCGAAGAUUUGGCAAGGGCCUUUACCGAACGAACUGUACUGCAAUUCUUUGUUGAAAAAGCGAAAUCUGCCACGGGUCCAUUGAAGGAUGUGUUGGAGCUAUUAAGAUCCAUGUAUGCUUUGAUAUGUAUUGAAGAGGAUGCAUCAUUUCUUCGAUAUGGGUACUUAUCACUCGGCAAUGCUGCUGCUGUGAGGAAAGAGGUGAUGAAGCUGUGUAGCGACCUAAGGCCUCAUGCCCUGGCUGUGGUUAAUUCUUUUGGCAUCCCUGAUUCUUUCCUUAGCCCAAUAGCUUUCAACUGGAUUGAGGCAAAUUCCUGGGCUUCAUUAAAGGAUUCUUCUUGAUUAUACUAUGGAGCUUAGACGUUUAAUAUAUAAUGUCUUUAUGUUAAAAAUGAUUUUAGUCAUAUUACUGUGAGUGGAAUCUUAUUCCAUUUGUUUCAAUAUGAAUAACUUACCAGUUAAGUGUGAUAUGUAUGGGAUUUCUCUAGUUCUGCAAAUAAAAAACAUUUUUAUAUUUGGUUC
Phalaenopsis equestris is the source of this 2342-nucleotide messenger RNA. Its product is annotated as acyl-coenzyme A oxidase 3, peroxisomal-like. NCBI's taxonomy places the organism in Eukaryota, Viridiplantae, Streptophyta, Magnoliopsida, Asparagales, Orchidaceae. Gene Ontology annotation, molecular function: acyl-CoA oxidase activity; fatty acid binding; FAD binding. Gene Ontology annotation, biological process: lipid homeostasis; fatty acid beta-oxidation using acyl-CoA oxidase. The record is from RefSeq and is a predicted model, not a curated record. The coding region runs from base 102 to 2162 and encodes 686 amino acids. Gene Ontology annotation, cellular component: peroxisome. The transcript has 13 exons.